GGACCGGCUUUGGGGGGAGGCGGGGACGUGACGUACUCAGCAGAGGAGGCCAACCAUUGGUCGAGUGGAGUGUCAUUCUGGCGCGCCGCUGCAGAUGGACAGGCCACUCGAUGAAUAUGGAUGAGAGCAGUGAAAAGGGUGAUGCGGCAGGGAAGACCCCCCUCCUCCUCCUCCUCCUCCUCCUCCUUCACACCGAUGCAGGCUCGAACAAUGCGUGCCGUCUUUCACUGAAAACACUGAGAGCCUGCAUUAGCAUUUUCGCAGACAAUUGAAGCUGCGGCCAGCUGCUGGCAUGGCUCGGACGCUGCGGUGAAAUCCCUUCUUCCGCACACCCGCCGAUGAAACAGUGGAAAAAAGGUCGACUGGCCGCAUUCCUCAACACUACGGUUGCACCUAUGCCCAGGCAGAUGUUAAGAUCCCCUUUAGAGAUUGCGCCCCGGCAUUGAUGGCGAUCUGACACUGGACGUGAGAAGCAGCAGAUCUCAGAAUGGAGGAGGGUGAGUACUUCCUGAAGGUGCUGAUCCCCAGCUAUGCAGCCGGCUCUAUAAUUGGCAAGGGCGGCCAGACCAUUGUACAACUACAGAAAGAGACGGGUGCCACCAUUAAGCUGUCCAAAUCCAAAGACUUCUACCCAGGAACAACAGAGCGUGUCUGUCUGAUACAGGGUACAGUCGAAGCUCUCAAUGGUGUCCACAACUUCAUUGCAGAGAAAGUCCGUGAGAUGCCUCAGAGUGCCCAGAAGCCGGAACCAGUCAGCAUACUGCAACCGCAGACCACGGUCAACCCUGAUCGUAUCAAACAGGCCAAAUUGAUCGUGCCCAACAGCACAGCUGGGCUGAUUAUUGGCAAGGGAGGCGCCACAGUCAAAGCGGUGAUGGAGCAGUCAGGGGCUUGGGUGCAGCUCUCCCAGAAGCCGGAGGGCAUCAACCUGCAGGAGCGAGUGGUAACAAUCAGUGGUGAGCCCGAACAGAACCGCAAGGCAGUGGAGAUCAUAGUGCAAAAGAUCCAGGAGGACCCUCAGAGCAGCAGCUGCCUCAACAUCAGUUACUCCAACGUCUCCGGCCCAGUCGCUAACUCCAACCCCACCGGAUCCCCCUACGCUAACACAGCCGAGGUGCUGCCCAACGCAGCCGCAGCAGCUGCGACUGCCUCCAGCCUUCUGGGUCAGGCCGGCUUAACGGGAAUGGGUGCCUUCCCCGCCGCCAUGUCGAGCUUCUCCGGCAACGACCUGCUGGCCAUCACGUCAGCGCUCAACACACUGGCCAGCUACGGCUACAACACCAACACCUUGGGCCUGGGCCUUAACCCCGCAGCUGCCUCUGGUGUCCUUGCCGCAGUAGCGGCUAGUGCCAACCCGGCUGCAGCCGCCGCAGCCAACCUCCUAGCCUCUUAUGCUAGCGAUGCCUCCGGCAGUGCCGGCCACCCUGCGAGCGGCCUCGGUGGCUUCUCCCUAGGUUCUCUUGCAGCUGCGACAGGGGCUUCCAACGGGUACCUAAACGCUUCAUCCCCACUGAUGGCCUCUUCCCUAUUAGCAACAGAGAAGCUCGCAGACGGAGCCAAGGACGUGGUUGAAAUUGCCGUACCCGAGAAUCUGGUUGGCGCCAUUUUGGGGAAAGGAGGCAAAACGCUGGUAGAAUACCAGGAGCUAACAGGAGCCCGCAUCCAGAUCUCUAAAAAGGGAGAGUUCAUUCCUGGUACUCGGAACCGUAAAGUUACCAUAACAGGGUCGCCAGCCGCUACGCAAGCAGCGCAGUAUCUGAUCAGCCAGCGGAUCACCUACGAGCAGGGCGUGCGAGCUACCAACCCACAGAAAGUGGGUUAAAAAAGAAAGAAAGGAGGAAGAAAAGAAAGGAAAGGAUGAGGACGGAGCUAGAGGGGAAUUCUAUAAAGGGUCAAAAUGAGGAAAAUGUCCAAAUAUUUAAUAUUUCAGAAUCAAAUGAGAGGAUUACAAAGGAGGAGGAGGGGGAGACGCCGAAGACAAAGUGUGUGUGAUAUUUGAAUGUUUUAGGACUGACAACGUCCUGAUGUUUUUUAAAAAAGUUUGUGUCCAGUCCUUUUUUUGACGAAGGUUAUCAAGAGUGAGCUGAACUGGUCCACUGCCAAGCUGCAGAUUCAAAGGGGUUGAAGCCACGUGGUUUCACCCUUCCUCUAAAACCUCAUAGAUGAGUUUGUUUUUUAUUGUUAUUAUUGUUUUUCUUCUUUUUUUUUUGCUUAGUUGAAUAGUUUUAAUGUAAGUUGCAGACCUCAGCUCCCGGUGAGUUGAAUGUGUCCAGCGAGGUUCCAGCUAACUAAUGGGGCUCUUUCACAAGUCUUUCUCUUUGUACACAAUGUGCAAGGCGAUCUUUAAAGGGUUGGGGGGGUGGGGGGGCGCUUGGGUGGGGGUUGGGUAAAAACCACCUCCAAAUAAUUUCCUUAAAGAAAUCUACACAUUUUUUUUUUGAAAUCUUAUAUAUAAUUGAAGUUUCAAAAUUUGGGUAUUUUAUAUUUUUAGCCAUUAUUUAUUGAUAUGAUCUGAUCAAAUAGAGUAUUUAAACCUGCAAAUGCAGGUUGAUCUGAAUGUAAAAAAAAAAAAGAUUAGCCUAUCGAUAUUUUUUAUUUACAGUGAUCAAAUGUCUCGCAGUGAAAGAAAUGUACAAGUCCGGUCGGAACUUCUUUGCGGUCGUGGUCUGCGAGGAUCCUUCUGGGGUUCAAGAAUCCAUGUGAGAGGGUAGAGGAGACACAUAGGAAUGUAUAAAUAUAUUUAACAUGAACACACAUAGCUAACGCGCCUACAAAUGCACAAAACAUGAUUCAUUCAUUGUGACAAACACUCCAAAAAGAAUACAAACUUUCUUGGUGCUACAGGAUUCGAUAUAAAAAUCUUCCCCAUUGGAAAAAAUCACACUUGAUUUAAAAAGGCUGACUUUUAGAGCCAUUCGGAAUGGGGGUGGGCGAGCAAAAUCAAGUCUUUUUUUUAUCUACAAAUCAAUUUCUGAGCAAAUCAAAACAAACCACAAAAGAAACCGCCAUUUUGUCCCCAUUCAAAUCCUUCAAAAGCCCUCCUGUGUCCAAGAACUUACGAUCCAAAUGCCUACAAAUGUAAUUGUACCACACAGACUACGCAGGUAUCAACAUGGACACUUACACACUAAUAUGCCUGUAAAACAAUAGUACUUUAUGCUAAUGUAUAACCCGCAAAGCAUGCCGGGUAGGCCACACACUCAACUUCCCCUAGUAACUUACCCAGCGUGCCUUGCCAUGUCCAAAUAUUUCCGAAUCUUCAUGCCCCGUUUUCCGCUAUACAAUGCGUAUACCGCAAAACAAUGCUAACUUUAUGCUAAUUUAUAACCCGUAAGGCGUGCUCACGCUUUCCCCAACUGGAAGUUACACCGUCUGCGUCACGUGCGUCUCAUUGAUUGUUUUUCCGCUAUUCGCAGGCGGUUGUAUUCGUAAAAAACAAUAUGACUUUAUGCGAAUGUAUAACCCGCAAGGCAUGCUGGGAAGCCCGCAAUCACACAUUUCCCCAGUUACUCAGAUGACCUCCUGUCGUUUGUGUCGGUGGCAAAAUGGUUAAAAAGGUUUCUGUGCAUCGCAGUGACUCCUUUUGACACCUUUGUACUUGCUAAACAAUAGGACUUGAUGCUAAUGUAUAACCCGCAAAGCAUGCCAGGUAGGCCACACGCUCAACUUGCCCUAGUUACCCAGCGUGCCUUACCAUGUCCAAAUAUUUCUGAAUCCUCAUGACCCGUUUUCCGCCAUUCACGGCUGGUUAUAUUUGCAAAACAAUGCUAACUUUAUGCUAAUUUAUAACCCAUAAGGCAUGCUCACGCUUUCCCCAACAGGAAGUUACCCUAUCUGCCUUACUGCGAGCUCGGGCGGUGUUUAUAUUUGACGACCUCCAACAAAAUAUUUCUAAAUUGUCACAUGCGUCUCAAAAACAAUAUGACUUUAUGCAAAUGUAUAACCCGCAAGGCAUGCUGGGAAGCCCGCAAUCACACUUCCCCAGUUACACAGAUGACCUGUCGGUUUGUGUCGGUGGCAAAAUGUUUAAAAAGGUUUCUGUCCAUCGCAGUGACUCCUUUUGACAUUUUUGUACUUGCUAAACAAUAGGACAUAAUGCUAAUUUAUAACCCGCAAGGCAUGCUGGGAAGCCCGCAAUCACACUUCCCCGUUACACAGAUGACCUGUCGGUUUGUGUCGGUGGCAAAAUGUUUAAAAAGGUUUCUGUGCAUCGCAAUGACUCCUUUUGACACCUUUUUACUUGCUAAACAAUUGGACUUGAUGCUAAUUUAUAACCCGCAAGGCAUGCUGGGAAGGCCACAAUCACACUUCCCCUGUUACGCAGAUCACAGAUGACCUCCUGUCGGUUUGUGUCAGUGGCAAAAUGUUGAAAAAAUUUUCUGUGCAUCGCAAUGAUGCAAUUUAUAACCCGCAAGGCAUGCUGGGAAGCCCAAACAAAAUAUUUCUAUUAUUUUUUUGCCAUUUCCAGGUGGUCUGAGAAUGCAUCCCCCAAUAGUUGGCAUAUAUACUGUAUAAAAAUAUUACUAUCAACAAUAUAAACAUAUUUUUGAUCGAUCCGCCCACCCCAAAUGAGUAGCCUGGAAGAUGUGGUCUACGCUCUCACAUGAUGAAAUCCAGUUUUAAGGUCUCACGCCAACCCUUACUUCCCUUAAAAAAAAAAAAGAGUUAAAUUCACUAACAAAGAUUUACCGAUAUAUCCCGAUAUCAACAUCCAUUGUUCGAUCGCAAGUCGUAAAUCGUGCAUUUGGCGAUAAAGAAGCCGUAAUAACCAGUAUCUGUGAACUAACAGAACUUGCCUUUACACCAAAUAGACAUCCUCGAAAGAAAGGGAAAAUAAACUGACACUUGAAAAAGAAGUUUUGGUCACAGUUUCUCUGUGAGCCAUCCUUCUGCAUUUCCAUCAAGACACACAAACAAGAGUUGCCCGGAUUCAUCCAGGCAACCUUUUUAUUAUCCAUCCCAAAACAUGUGACUCAUCACUAACAUUGGGACGAGCGUACAAUAAAGCAUCAGAGCUGAUCUAUUGCAAUCACUGUCGUUUCAUGGAUAAUAGUCGUUCUCAUGUAGGGGAGGGAUUUUCCGAGCACUCCCAAGAGUACCUUGGCCUUCCCCUUGUGUGCUGCUAUCCAUUUGCGUUCAUUCGAGUACACUACCAAGAAUGCACUGUGAGACAUUAAAGAACACAAUGCAAGACUUGUCUGUCACAAAGUGGGGACGUGGGUAUGAAGUCUUGACAACACCCCCCACCCCCCUCCUCCUCAUCUCACAUAAGCACUAAAUUAUUAUUAGAAUGUGUUCCGAUCAACACAUGUGAAAUGUGCCGUGCAUUCGAUCAUAGUCAAUAUGUCAUAAUUUUUAACGGUAAAAGCUCUGUGAUCAGCUUUCUGAAGACACGGGCUGUGAGGGUCGGUGCUGAGUGGUAUCCAAGCAAAUCUGAAGCAUUUGUGCGUUGUUGUUAUUAUUAUUAUUUUUUAUUUUUUUUUAAAUUUUCUGUGUGAAUAUUUUUCUGCGGCAGUCGUCACGGUGAGCCUCUCUUCCUUUUUGGCUAACAAAGUCAUCCAUUAACCAAUCUGGCUACUCGUGAAAUAGUCGUCUAAUAGAAGGCUUUACUGCCCAGUGUUUUAGCUAAUAAGAUACAAGCACAAAAAAAAGGGGGGUGUUUAUCAAUGCAACUGGACUGCUUGAUUGCACGGAGCGCUUCCCAAACCUCUCUGAUCAAAACAUAGUGCCAAAUAUUAUUAUUAUCUCUCUGCACCUCAUUAACUUUCCUCUUUCUCUUGACACCUUAUCCCCCCCUCCGACCCCUAAUCUGCAUAUUGUCCUUUGUCAUCAUUCUUAGGGUGCGUUCACACAUUGUAUUCCGGUCCAGUUUUUUUGUCAAAAAACGUGUUUAAAUAUAUUUUUUCCCACACAAAGCACAUCUCAGUCAACAUGAAUCGGUAAUAAUCGAAGAAGAAGCGAUAAUACAGGGAAAACGUACAUCAUACUAUUAUAAAUACAUAAUUUUGACAUGAUUUGUUCGGCGGUAGUUUUUGUGCGAUACAAAACUUUCGUGGAAAACCGUGGAAUACGUAGACAUGGCUUCUCCUAACUAAGCACUAGCCUGACGACCAGGCUAAAGGCUACAUCGCGACUCUCAAAUAUGUGUGGCCUAUUUAGAGCAUGUGGAAGGUUCUCCAGCUAAAUGAAAUAAUAACUUUUAUUGCAAAUGUUGAUCUGAAGACGUCAAGCUAGGAAUUUUUAGGGGUCAGUUACUUGUGGUUUUUCACCAUUUGGCUGUGGUCCCGGAUAUAAUCCUUAUGAAAAGAAGGGUUAUACUGUACUUUAUGUAAUCGACCAAUCAAUACUCAGCAAGGAUGUUUGCGUGACGUGGUUCCAUAUGCUUAUCGGAUUCCGUGUUUGUUUGUUUUUUUUUUUGUUUUACCGACAAAGAUAGUGAAGAGUAAAUGAAUGAAUUACAGCGGAAUUCAUUCAAGUCGACCGCUUUUUUAUCGUAUUGCGUUUGCAUGUUUGUGUUUAUGUCAAAACCAGUAAAAACAAAAGGAAGAAGGGUGUACUAGAUGUAGUACUACAUGUCCGACGCAGAGUAUAGGAAGAGGCAUAGUUUAUUUAAUCCUACCCGCCCCAUCCAUUUCAUAUCAAUUACAAUGCAUUUGUUCACUUCCUGUAUUCCAAAAUGUACUCAAUUCAAUUCAUAAAGUCAGGUGAAAUUAAUGGCUAUUUUCUGUUGUCGACUAGUUUCUAGCUAGCUAGCUAGUUUCUGAAGUUUCCUCAACUUCCUGUAAUAUGGAAAGAAAAUCUUGGAAAGAUUAUAUUAUCGUUUUAGGAACCAUCGCCUGGUUUUGUGGUAUUUGGUUAAAUCUGGCGUUUUGGUGCGUUGCUGACCAAGUGACCAGAAUCCUGCUUGUCCAAGGGGGUUCUGCCGAUUGUGUUCACACGCGACCCAAUACCGCACCGCCGCACCCAAGUGUGAACACACCCUAAGGUUCCACCCCCCUUCACUUCCCCCCUAGCACAGCACAUUGUGCUCUCUCCCCUUCUUUCUCCUGUCUUGUCUUCUCACGGGGGCGGCGUCGGGCGUCGUUACACGCCGGGUCUUAAGGGUAUGAAAAUAUUUUUUUCCACGCUGCAGUUUGCAAGACAAAAAAAAAAUGCACAGAAAGAAAAAUAAAACUGCCUCCAAAACUGUGACACCCACUCCGACGAGACCAACCAGCAAUGUUAACUCAAAGUGUUCCAUUCAGUCAAUGACAAGAAAUAGUUCGAUUUGAAAUGCUUCAGACCACAAACUGUGGUCUUUAGGUGAUUAUUAUUAUUAUUUUUUUUUUCAAAUAUAGGCAGAUAUGUCUUGAACAAAUAUUCAUAUUUAGGCUAAACAGAGCCUCCAGACAAAAGCGAGCAAAAUUCAGAGUAUGUUGGAAACUUGUUUGUGACCUCAAGCUGAAACAAUGACAUCCUUUAUGCAUAUCCUCUUAUCUGAAAAAUGACUCAUUUCUGUGGAAAUACAAUAUGUCCCGUCAUAUGAUCUAUAUGUACUUUUAAUCGUAGCUAUUCUAGUUUGUAGUCUAAAUGCAGUCCGGCGUUGUCGAUACAAUGUGAAUUAUAUGUUAUACUUGGUGUGGAUGAUGAGAGUGCCAACUAAGCCUGAUUAAGAUUAGCUUUGCAAGAUUUGUUUGUGCAUUACGAUGACUCAUCAAAAAUCAAUAACAGUGGCGUCCACAUUUCUUGUCACUGAUGAUUUAGUUUGACAGUAAGAAAAUGUAAAGAAUAUUGGAAGCAAUAUAGUAGCAUGUUGUCCUGUUUUGUGUUUUAUGUCUGUUGUAUGAACUUUUUGAAGUUACUCCAGUUUUUGAAUGAAUAGGUUUACAUGUACUAUUUUUUUUUUAUAAGUUAUGAAGAUGCUGCUAUUUGAUAAGUAAACUAUACAAAAAUAUUUUAGUUGAAAAAGAUGUCUGGUCGGGUGAUUAGAAAACACGGGGCAUACCAAGAGGUGUAUAGAAUACUACAGUAUUUGGUAAGGUAGUCGAUUCCAUAGUACAACCUGUGCCAAACUAGACCUCUGCAGCUUCUGAAAUUGUAGAUGUGCGAUCAAUUGUUAGAUAUCAAUAACUUGUUUAGAAGUGCUGAUCAAGUGCCAACCAAACACACCGUCUUUUAAGUUAAGAAAAGAUAAUCAAAUACAUUGUGUAAGAAAACAAAAAGGACAAGAAAAACUGUCUGUGCAUUGUUUUAUCCCAUAGGUACAUAGAAUACGAGUAAAAGAUUGUGAUUUUUUUAUGGAUCCAUGUUGUUUUUACACUCCAUGCAUCCCUUGUGUGUUUGUUUGACCUGUGGCUUAAGUACUGCUGUUUUUUCUCACAAAUGUCUCUCUAUAGGCCAGCAUGGACUAAGCAUAACAUGUUAUACGCAUUCAUAACAUAGUCAUUAACAAUCAACAAAUGUGUUUGUGGAGUUAGGUGUUAUCUUUUUGCACGUCUUUCUAAUGCAUGGUAUCAAAAGAAAACCUUUUGGAGGGAAGAGAAAAAAAAAACAAAAAAAAACACACACACAAAAAUCUGCGAGGCGACUCGUAAAAAACAUUCAGAGACAUAAAAACGCUGCAUGCGGUCAGAUGUAAAAGCGCUUACGUUUACUCGCCUCAUGUUUAUCCGGUUGUGUUUUUAAUGCUGUUGAGUUGGAAGGGAGUUCAUUAUUGUCAUGUUGGCCCCCACUCCCCCCACUUCAAAAAAAAAAAAUGGCACUGACACAGCACCCAUGUCUCAGAAAAGAUACUAAGGGUGUAGCGGUUACGACAUCGGAAACGCCGUGAAUGUGUUGUGUUGCGCAGACUAGGGAAAUUAAUGUAAUUCAUUUUUACCGCUUAUCCUCACAAGAGUGGCGGGGGUGCUGGAGCCUAUCCCAGCUUUCUUUGGGCGAGAAGCGGGGUACACCCUGGACUGGUCGCCAGCCCAAUCACAGGGCGGCAAAUUAGUGUAAUACUGAAUAAUAAUUCAUUCAUUUUCUACUGCUUUUUUCCUCACGAGGGUCGCGGGGGUGCUGGAGCCUAUCCCAGCUGUCUUUGGGCGAGAGGCGGGGUACACCCUGGACUGGUCACCAGCCAAUCAUAGGGCGGCAAAUUAGUGUAAUACUGAAUAAUAAUGAAUUAUUCUAUUUCUAUCAAAUGCAAAGGGAUGAUAAAAAAUCUUGGGUUUGUUUUCCCAUCCGUUUCCUUUUUAUUAUUUAUACUAUGAAAUUUGGCAGAUGUCAUUAAUUACUUGCGAGAGUAGUGAUUACAUUAAUUACAUUUUAUUACGUACAGGAAUGUAAUCGCUUUAUUUCUAUUAUGAUCCGACGUCAGAAGGGCUGCAACAAACGAUUAUUUUCCAAGUCAAUUAACCCGAAGCUUGUGAUUAACUUGAAUAAUCAAGUUAUUACAAUUAGUAGUUUGGUACGCAAAAUUAAACCAAAAUUUUUUUUUUUUAUUUUUGGGGAAAAAAUAUUAUUUAAAGAGUAUCAUUUAAUACAUUAAAGCAAUCUUUAAUUAUUUAAUUGUAAUUUAUUUUAAAUUAAAAAAGAUAACAUAAUUGUGAUAAUUGCAAUUGUUUUAAUCAAAUUUUAUUACUAUUAUUAUUAUAUUUGAUUAUUUCUUUUGAUUAUUUCUUCCCCAUAUACACAUAAAAUCACACAUAACUUGAUUAAUCGAGUUAUUAAAAUUUGUGGUUUGGUACGCAAAAUUAAACUAAAAGUAUUCACAUUUGAGUGGCUGAAAUCAGGAUAUUUACAUAGUUAAAAAAUGAGAUUAAUUAAAAAUACCGAAAUAGAUUAAGCAGAAAUUUAGCGGCCUGGCGGUUAUCGUCGGGAAAUCUGGAAGAUGUGGGUUAGUAUCUUGGAGUUUGCAUGCUCUCCCCAUGCGUUGGUUCUCUCUGCCCCCCCCCCCCCCCAUUAAAAACAUGUUAGAUUAAUUAGAAACUAAAUUAAUUGAUAUGAAUGUGAGUGCCCUAUGUUUUGUUAAAGAGUACCCCGCCUUUCGCACAAAGCCAGCAUACCCCCAUGAGCAUACUAAUGAGGAUAAACGGUAUAAAAAAAAAAAGACGGAUUAAUCAUAGAUUAAUUGUUGCAGCUCUAGAUAUCAUUAAUAACCUGCGAGGAUUGAUGGCAUUUUGAUAGCUGGUCCGUUUAUAUAUUUCACCAGGCCUUCUUAUUGGCGUGUGGCGCCAUCAACACUUCCUGUCCCGUGUGGGAAAUCAAGAGCGCUUCUGUACCGAACCGGAAAAUGAGAUUCCGAGUACAUGUACCGUUACACCCUUAGCAGGUUCAGUGAGAACUUUUUCAAAUAUGUGAAACAAGCAAACAUGAAAAUGUAAUUCUUGUUUUGUCCUGUUUUUUUUUGUUUUAUUUUUAAGGAUGUUAAGACAUUUCCAUUUAUCUAACAACCAGGUUGAACCUCAUGUAACCUGUCCGAAAUAUUUUUAUUUUUAUUUUUUUUUAUGUCACAGCUUGAAAGCCUAGAUCUAAUCUAUGAAUGUACACAUUACUGUUUGAAUCCGUCUUUAAUGUCAAAUCAGGGCAGGAAUGUCACAAACAUGUAGAGUUAAUAUCUAUGUCAAUAACAGAUUUCCGAUCUAGUCAGGUAGGCCUUGCAUGGCCAUGAACAUGAAGCAGACAUGUUUAACCCAUAGUUCAAACCCCCACUCUUCAACCAUGAUGUUGUUUGUUUUGCUGUUGCAUAAUUGCACUUUACUGAUCAUUGGGUCACGAUAGGUGUGAGACGAAGCAAACCAUGUUGACUUUUUGUUCUGAUGUCAUUUGUGUUUAUUUAUUUUAUCGAUCCUGUUUUGGCGAACGACGGAAAGGGCUGGCGUCUCGGACAAAAAAAAACAACAAAAAACGGAGAAGCGGCACCUGUUUCUUCUCCUCAAAUUGCGUUCUCCUUCGCAUUCCUUUUCAGCAGACGUUUGUGUCAAUCACUGAGUGCUUUGCGUUUAUCCCAGGAAUUGUUUAUAUCUGGGUUUUUAAUUUGUUUUUGUUUUUUUUAAUUCUGAAAACGCCGCAUCAUUACUACCGAUAUUUCUCCCUGGGGGCUGAUGGCGCUAAGGGAUGCAUGUAACACCCGCAAACGUAAUAACUGCCCACAAACGUAAUACAAAUCUGCAGCUUUGAAUGUAAUAAUCCCACAAAUGUAAUACAUUUCCCACAAACGUAAUAAAAUUUGCCUAUUUGCAAACGUAAUACUGAAUUUCUGAAAAUUAUUACAUAUGUGGGAAAGUGAAAAACUGUAAAUGUAAUAACUUCCCACAAAUGUAAUAUGAGACACAAUAAUGAUCUUUGUGGUUGUUAUUGUUCGUUAUUUCUUCUUUUAAUGAGGGCGAAGGUGUAGAUGUCAUUUUGAGGAUUUUAACAAUAUUUUUUUUUCUUAUUUUUGGGGAAAAAUAUUAUUCAAAGAGUAUAAUUUAAUACAUUAAAGGAAUCUUUAAUUCUUAAAUUAUAAUUUAUCUUAAAUAAAAAAAGAUAACAAUAAUAAUUGUGAUAAUUGCUAUUGUUUUAAAAAAAAUUAUUACUAAUAUUAUUAUAUUUGAUUAUUUUUUUUGAUUAUUUCUUCCCCUUAUACACACAAAAUCACACAUAACUUGAUUAAUCGAGUUAUUACAAUUCGUGGUUUGGUACGCAAAAUUAAACUAAAAAUAUUCACAUUUGAGAGGCUGAAAUCAAGAUAUUUACAGUUAAAAAAUUAAUCAAAUACCAAAAUAGAUUAAUCAGCAAUUUAGCGUCCUGGCGGCUAUCGUCGGAAAAUCUGGAAGAUCGGGGUUAGUAUCUUGGAGUUUGCAUGCUCUCCCCAUGCGUUGGUUUUCUCUGCCCCCCCCCCCCCCCCCACACACACAUUAAAAACAUGUUAGAUUAAUUAGAAACUACAUUUCCUGUGUGGGCAAUUAAAAAUAUUCACAUUUGAGAGGCUGAAACCAGGAUAUUUACAUAGUUUUAAAAAAGAUUAAUCAAAUACCAAAAUAGAUUAAUCAGCAAUUUAGCGGCCUGGCGGUUAUUGUUGGAAGAUCGGGGUUAGUAUCUUGGAGUUUGCAUGCUCUCCCCAUGCGUUGGUUUUCUCUGCCCCCCCCCCCAACCCCACAUUAAAAACAUGUUGGAUUAAUUAGAGACAAAAUUUCCUGUGUGGGAAAUUAAAAAUAUUCACGUUUGAGAGGCUGAAACCAGGAUAUUUACAUAGUUUUUAAAAAGAUUAAUCAAAUACCAAAAUAGAUUAAUCAGCAAUUUAGCGGCCUGGCGAUUAUUGUUGGAAGAUCGGGGUUAGUAUCUUGAGGUUUGCAUGCUAAACUAAACUAAACUAAACUAAAAAAGAUAACAUAAUUGUGAUAAUUGCAAUUGUUUUAAUAACAUUUUAUUACUAUUAUUAUUAUUAUAUUUUAUUAUAUUUUAUUUUUAUUUUAUUUCUUGCUCAUAUACACACAAAAUCACACAUACAAUAAUAUACUGUAACUAAAACGCACAUGUACGCACACAAACAAAAUGUAAUAAUUUCAUAAUUUCAAUUCAGGAAAUUCAGCAUUACGUUUGCAGUGGGCAAAUUUUAUUACGUUUGUGGGAAAUUUAUUACAUUUUGCGGGAUUAUUACAUUCAAAGCUGCAGAUUUGUAUUACGUUUGUGGUUUAUUACGUUUAUGGGCAGUUAUUACGUUUGCGGGUGUAACCGUCACCUUAAAGUUAGAUGACGUGAAUUAUUUUAAUAUCUCAUUCUUUUAGGCCACCCCCCCCCCAACCCCCGCCCCACUUCCAUAUAGGAACGCCAAAUGGAUUACUGUAUCAUUCCAAAAGUAGAUCCGGUUCAUACGUGUUCUGGACAACCAUCAACCGACGUGGAGCCCUUUCACAAUAAGGCUACAGACUGUACUCGCUCGCUCCACUCUCGAAACCUCCGACGGAAUCGCUAAAGCCUUCAUGACUUCGCCGUUUGUCUUUCAAGUCUAACGAUAUCGUUUUCACCCUUUAAAUGGAUCAAAGUAUUUCCGAGAUCGUUCAUCUGAGAAAAGAAGAUUCUUGCCAAACGUUUUUUUUUUUUUUUUUUGUCUUUGACCCUCCUAACCUCCCAUGAACUUGUUGACUUCUUCAUCCUCAAGAACUCACGUAUACGUUCAAUACGCCUAGCCACUUUUUCUAUGUCAAACUGCAAAGAAUGUUGUUUGUUUUCUGAUGCAGGCAAGCUUGCGCACGCCGAAGGACGCGCGCCGGCGACAUCGGGACAGUGGAACCCAGUUUUAAGUCGACGCUGUUGAUGUCGGGAACCCGUCGAUGUUGACCAACUCAAAUCCCGGUGUGUCGUGUUUUUCUUAAGACUAAAAACUGCCCGCUUCUGGACUUUUUUUUGGGUCCUUUUUUGACUACUGUCUAGUUACACGGCAUUGAAAUGCGCACACUGUGACUUCCUGUUCAGUGCAAAGUAAGCUUCAAAAUAAAAGCAUGGCAAUAGUAACCAGGAUUUGAUCACAGCGACGAACAGUCAAGUCGUACAGUCGCCCCUCGCAAUUCCAUGGUCCAAUUAUCGCUCUAUCGCCGUUUCUCAAAAAUGGUUCAUUUUGGUCACCAGGUGGCAGUAAUGACACAAAACAUUAAUGAGAACUUACAUACUCCUCCCAUUCCGUGUGGAAGUGGUACGUUUUUGGCUUUUAGAAGGGAUAAAUUUGAGGCUAGCUGGUUAGCCUGCUCGCUUACUAACUUGUUGUGCAAUAUGAUGUAAACAAUGAAUAAUAGGAAUACAAAAGUGUCGACAGGGGUGCUAUUUCGCAUCUCUAAUAAUGUUUAAAACUGUAUUUCCAAAAUGCUCUAACUCCAAAAAUAUCUUAUUCAAUAACAUUGAAUCCUAUAGGGGUGUUAUUUCAUGUCUGCAGGACUCUAAUAAUGUUAAAAACUGUAUUUGGAAAAUGCUUUAACUCCAAAAAUAUCUUAUUCAUUAACAUUGAAUCCUGUAGGGGUGUUAUUUUAUGUCUGUUGGGCUCUAAUUAGGUUUAAAACUGUAUUUAGAAAAUGCUCUAACCACAAAAAUAUCUUAUUCAUUAACAUUUAAUCCUCUAGGGGUGUUAUUUCAUGUCUGCAGGGCUCUAAUAAUGUGGAAAAACUGUAUUUGGAAAAUGCUCUAACUACAAAAAUAUCUUAUUCAUUAACAUUUAAUCCUAUAGGGGUGUUAUUUUAUGUCUGUAGAGCUCUAAUAAUGUUUAAAACUGUAUUUGGAAAAUGCUCUAACGACAGAAAUAUCUCGUUCAUUAACAUAUAGGGGUGUUAUUUCAUGUCUGUAGGGCUCUAAUAAUGUUAAAAACUGUAUUUUAAAAAUGCUCUAACUACAAAAAUAUCUUAUUCAUUAACAUUGAAUCCUAUAGGGGUUUAUUUCAUGUCUGUAGGGCUCUAAUAAUGUUUAAAACUGUAUUUAGAAAAUGCUCUAAUGACAAAAAUAUCUCAUUCAUUAACAUUGAAUCCUAUAGGGGUGUUAUUUUAUGUCUGGAGUGCUCUAAUAAUGUUUAAAACUGUUUAUUGAAUCCUAUAUCGUGGAAAUCGCAUUUCCAGUCCGAAAGCAGUUAACCGCUAUAAACGAGGGACGACUGUACAACCGAACCCACCCAUUCUCUUUUUAAAAAUCAUGGCGAGUUUGCAUUUCGGUUAUGUCGACAACCGCUUACAUCGACAUGAGGGGCGUCGACUUAAACAGGAGGUUCCACUGUACCUUUUUUUCUUUCUUCAUUUUCUUUUUUUUUUUUUUUACAUGACAUUGUUUACAUCUUCUAGAGAAUAAAAAAUGGACUGACAGCAUACAUGCUAGUAAUCCCGUCGGAAACAAAGUGAUGUUACGUUGAUUGGACGAUUUCUCCCGCACGCUUAGCGGCAACGAAUCCGAGAGCAUUAUUGAAAGCGUCAACAACCUGAAGGGCUUUUGAUGGCCGAAUGUACAUAUCACCUGGAAUGACAAGCGGGGCUGCAAAUGCGAGGACAAUGCCUUGUAGUGCCAUUGUAGAAAAAAAAAAUGUGUGAACGAUUUUUACGGCAAUUUGUUUGUUUGUUUUUUUUUGUCAAGAUGAGUGCCAAAUAAUUCUAUACUGAGCCAAAAGGCCCGUGAGCCUGCAUAGUUAAAUGUUCGUUGACUGAAAUGGUGAAUGGAUCCAUUCCUCUCGACAAACAUCAGCCUGAUUUGAAGUCAUGAGAGUCACUUGUUAUGCUGCCAGUCUGUUUUCCUGUCAAAAAAACGCGAUAUAUUUUAUAGAUGCUGAACUGUUGACGAUAAGACAGUUACUAAGCUGGGAGAAAGGGAGGAUUUUAAAAGUGUCAUUGUUUUAUUAUGAGUUGAUUUUGAACGUUAUCCAUGAAUAGAUUUAACGGUAAUGACUAUUUAAUGUAACUGUAGUAACUGUGUUUGUAAAAGAAAUUCAGUGAGUUGUGUUUUAUGACUCGUGGACUACCAGUGAAGUCAGCAUUUCAGUGUUAAUAAUAAUAAUUGAAUUGUUUUUUAAAGAUUAUUUUUGCGACGGCAACAGAGUCAUUAUAAAUGUUCAUUUUAACAUCA
This is a messenger RNA of Doryrhamphus excisus (bluestripe pipefish), 15531 nucleotides long. RefSeq names its product NOVA alternative splicing regulator 1 (gene nova1). The record is from RefSeq and is a predicted model, not a curated record. NCBI's taxonomy places the organism in Eukaryota, Metazoa, Chordata, Actinopteri, Syngnathiformes, Syngnathidae. Gene Ontology annotation, molecular function: RNA binding.